AACAAAUUUUGAAAUUUUGAAUUUCAAAAUUCAAAAAAUAUAGAAGCAGGGUAACUUCCACUGCAUUCUACCGUUUUGUUCUUACCAAAGUCACCUUUCACUUCUUUUUUUUUCCUUAAUCGUCUUCAUCCCACUAUUUCUUCAUAACUUUGAAUCUUCUCAACCCAGCAGAUUUUUCUAUUUUCUUCUUUUUAUUCUUAAUCCAUAUUCGACUAUUUCUUCCUAAUAUUGAAUCGUAAGAACCCAGACCCUUUUUAUAGUUAAUCCAUCAUCAAUUCGUAUAUUCUUCUCUUUUUCGUUUUUGUUAAUUGUUCUAUUACUUCAUAGUAAUGGAUCCGUCAAUUAAUAGAAGGAUAUAUGAUUCCGAUGAUGAUAAUUGGAAAGAAAAUAGGAAAAAGUCUUUGCAUGAUCCUAUGAAUCUUCAAAAGGAUUCAAACAAAGACCAUGGCGAAACAUCAAAGGUUGUAAAAAUACAACAAAAAAGGAAAAAAGAAGCAGCAAACACUGUUGUUAGGCCUACAUUGUCUCGGCCACUGAAGUACAAGAUUAAAAAGAUACCAACACAUCCCAUAAGGUUUGCUGUCAAUUUUAACAACAAUUUCCUAAAGGACUUUGAAAAAUACAUAGGGGAGAAUGUUAUCCAAAUGUUUAAGUAUACAAUUUUUGGACCCUUUUUAGACAUUUCUAAAUGUAAUUUUCAGGGCCAAAUAACUAAGUGCUUAUUGCUUUUAGAAUUGGAACAAAGCAACCCUAAUGUGUUGCAUAUUAGACAUUCCAACGGGUGUGUCCUGAAAUUUGGUAUAGAUGAAUUUGCAUUAUUAACAGGACUUAAGGUCAGAGGAAAUACCAAUGAUUUCAAAUACCCAGAACAAACUAAUUGUAUGCUUUUUCAAAAGUAUUUCCCUGGUGCAGUCAAUAGUGUUACAAAGCAUCAACUAGUUCAAAGGUUUAAGAUGGGUAAUUGGGAGAGCAAUCAGGAUGCACUCCAAAUGUCUAUACUGUUCUUUAUUCGUACAUUUGUAUUAGCUACUAUUGAUAACACAGCGAUAUCUAUUGUCGACUUUCUAAUGGUUGAAGAUGGUAGAUAUCAACAUUUUCCUUGGGGUCAGCUAUCAUUUUCCAAACUAAUUGGUUCACUUAGACAGGAUUUUGACGUUAGUAAAAAGUUGUACCGAUUAUAUGGGAUGCCAUAUGCACUAAAUGUUUGGAUAUACGAAUGUGCAUCCAAUUUAAAUUCAGAAAUAGCUGUGAGAGAACGCAAUGUCAUCCCAAGAAUAUGCAAUUGGAGAGUUGUGUCUGAAAAGGCAAAGUUUGAAAUGCUUAUGUCCACCAUUUUCCAAAAGAAUGCAUGUUCAAACAUUGUCCCAACAGCAGAGGAAAUUGAAGCUUUUGAUAUUGCUCAAGUUGAACAUGCUCAUUCUACAUCAAUACCAUUAGUACAACCAAACGAGGAAGAUGAUUUAGAUGAUUUCUCCACAAAACCGCCCGAACAGUUAUUGAGGACAUAUUCUAGAGUGUCUGAUACAUCUCCUCCACCACCGCCAAAAAGAAGAAAAAAAUCGAUUAUUCAAAAAAAGAAGGUGUCAGAACAGAACCAGCCUGAUCAAUCAAAUGUGUCUCCGACACCGGAUGAUGAUGUACAUGUUUCCAUGUCAAGUCUGCCUCAACAUUCGAAUGCUGAUGAUGUACAUGGUUCUGUUCCACAAGUGUCACCGAAAUCGGCUGCUGAUGUACAUGGUUCUGUUCCAGACGUUUCUCAGAACCCGGCUGCUGAUGUUCAUGGAUAUGCAGAUUCACAGAAUGUCAACAAUAUAAUUCCUCAUAUUGAAGAGUUGAAAGGACAUUUGAAAACUUACGUUGACAAGAAAUUUGAGGAACUGAUUAUUUUGAUAAAAGCAAAUCACUCCCAGCUGAUGCAAUCUAUUAGCAAAGAGAACAUCAAUUUUCAGGCUGAUACAAGCACAUUUCAGUCUGACAAACAAACAUCUCAGCAAAUACCAGUUGAUCUCGAUGAUAUGGGUGGUGUAGCUGAGGAUGGUGGUGGUUUUUCUGGUAAAAAUGGUGAGCAUCAUAUCGUCGACGAUGCAGGGGAUGUCGAUGUGGAUGGUGUUGGUGUUUCCGUAAAUGAGGGUGAACAAAUAGUCAGUGAUAAUCCAAAGGAUGGUGACGCACAUCAGUCGCACCAAGAUUUAAAUGAACAUAUCAUGGACCAAGCCGUUGAUGACAAUGUUCAGCACAACAUCCCUCAUGUGUUGCCCGAAAAAACAACAACGGAUUCAUCGGAUUCUUCAACUUCAACAACAAUAUCGCCAUCAACUCAAGCAGCAAUAGAUGCGCUUAUCAAAGAUUUGGGUAAAGAUGCUACCAAUGCUAGACCAUUAUAUUCUUACGAUCCGCAGAAUAUAACUAGCAGCCAGUACUUGUUGACCGACAGUCAAUUACCCACUGAUAUUCCAAUAACGGAGAUUGCUGUUAAAACUGAUGCAGUCACUCCUGCGCAUAGAAAUAGAAUGCCUUCGAGAAGGAUUCAAUCUCCAUAUUGUACUUCUUUUGGGUCAAGCGAAAAGGGAAAAGAGAAAUUGAAGGAUAUGACUCGACUCCAUUUCCCGUUCGAAGGAUGUGGCAUUGCAGAUAAAGUUUCGCCGAAACUUAUUGAGGAUUACAUGAAUUGGUUGUUGAGGGGGCUUCUAAAAAAUCAUAACAAUAAGAACCCAUCGGACGAUAAAUACAGAUCAAGAUCUUCUUCUUUUGGAUUUACGAUGAUGGACUUUGUUGUUGCUUUUCCAAUGAACAAGAAUUGGUUUUAUGCCAUGUCACAGCCAAACAAAUGUUGGUCUGAUGAGCACAUCGAUGUGAUUUUUUACUACCUUCGUAAAAAAUCAAAACUUUGCAGCAUGGAUCAAUACAGAUACACAACAACCCACUGUUUGUUCAUGUCACAUGUAAAAAACUGUUAUGAUAGAUAUUACAUGGACGAUGAUGAUGAUAGUCUUACUACACAAGAACAUAUUGAUCGCGCUUCAGUUGUAUCUGUACAUGAGAGGUCAAUAAUUAACAUCAUCAAAGGGUUUGGAAUACCAGCUGCUUUACCAUGGCAUCUUGUAGAUGAGGUCUACAUCCCAAUUAACUGUGAUCAAGAAUUCCAUUGGGUGUUGGCUGUUGUUGAGUUGAAAAACAGGUUGAUAAGGGUUUUUGACUCAUCAAUUAGCACAAGGAAACAAACAAUUCCUCAUGAGAUCAAGAUGUUGUCUAAAAUGCUUCCUUCAUACCUACUUGACAGUGGAUUUUUUGAAGAAAAUGAACGCACAAAAUUUGCUGAUUGUCAUGCAUAUAAAGACAACAAUAGUGGCUCACUUCUGGAGCCUCAAGUUCCUUUCAUGAUAGAAUUUGCACAAGACAUCCCUACACAGGAUUGCGAUAGCCUAGACUGUGGGUUAUAUGUUACUGCAUUUGCCGAGUAUAUCAGUGACCAAAUCAAUAUAUCAUAUGCUGAUUUUAAUCCUGAUUACCUGCGUCAAAGAUAUGGAGCAUUGCUGUGGAGUUAUGGAAGUGAGAAGGCUAAGUGCGGAUAUGUUAGCGACAAUGAUGAUCCACCAAAAUCCAGGGGCGUAGUCACACCACCACCAGAAGAAGAUUUAGUUCACAUAGUGUAGCAUUUCAUGAUAAAACAAUGUUUUAAUGUUAUAUUUAUUAUUUUUAUAUGUUAUUGAACAACUAUUUUUAUCCUUUUUAA
Messenger RNA from Solanum pennellii, 3733 nucleotides. RefSeq lists its product as uncharacterized. Gene Ontology annotation, biological process: proteolysis. The record is from RefSeq and is a predicted model, not a curated record. The transcript has 9 exons. The coding region runs from base 330 to 3653 and encodes 1107 amino acids. Gene Ontology annotation, molecular function: cysteine-type peptidase activity. Lineage: Eukaryota; Viridiplantae; Streptophyta; Magnoliopsida; Solanales; Solanaceae.